Molecule: messenger RNA, 4158 nt
Organism: Carlito syrichta (Philippine tarsier)
Lineage: Eukaryota; Metazoa; Chordata; Mammalia; Primates; Tarsiidae
Product: cytochrome b5 type B
Exons: 5
Coding region: 202-642 (146 amino acids)
Cellular component (GO): mitochondrial outer membrane; intracellular membrane-bounded organelle
Molecular function (GO): heme binding
Source: RefSeq, a predicted model, not a curated record
GAACUGAACCCCUCGUUUCAUUGGUGAAAAUAAAACGAACCAGGAGCUAUUCGGAAGUGAGAUUGGCUGUUGCUAGGUUCCCUCCCAAGGCCGUAUGGGUUUUGGCUACGGAUGCCGAGGAGGGCUGAACGCGGGCUCUGCCCCCACGGAAGUGAGCCACAGAGGCCCCGUUAGCGUUGGAGAGGAGGUGUCUCGGGCCUAAUGGCGACCGCGGAAGGUAGCGGCAGCGACGAGCAAGGGCAGGGGGUCGAGACUUCUGUCACAUAUUACCGGUUGGAGGAGGUAGCGAAGCGCAACUCCUCGGAGGAUCUGUGGCUGGUGAUCCACGGACGAGUCUACGAUAUCACCCGCUUUCUCAACGAGCAUCCUGGUGGAGAAGAGGUUUUGCAGGAACAAGCUGGUGCAGAUGCAAGUGAAAGCUUUGAAGAUGUAGGCCACUCCACUGAUGCCAGAGAAAUGCUAAAGCAGUACUAUAUUGGUGAUGUCCAUCCGAGUGACCUUAAACCUGAAAGUGGUAGCAAGGACCCUUCAACAAAUGAUCCAUGCAAAAGCUGCUGGGCGUAUUGGAUUUUCCCCAUCGUGGGUGCUAUUCUCUUAGGCUUCCUGUACCGUUAUUACACGUCGGAAAGCAAAUCCUCCUGAGGACAUCUGGUUGACGUCUGAAAAGCACAUCCACUUGGGAGUGAAAACUAGAGACUUGCUUGGGGGCUGCAGCAGUACCCUCUCCUCAAAUCCUGCCAGUUGUAUUCUUCCCCCUUGGAGCCAAGAUGAUUGACCAGACAUCCACCUCAGAUCUGGGACCAGUGUCCUUCACUCUCAGAGCCUUACUCCCAAAGCACCUGCUCACUGUUCUGUGUCCUUGCCAGUGUUUCUUCUGCUGGUUUCCAUGAAUACCCUUACAUUUCAAACCUUUAUUCAUCACUGCAGUUCGUAUGUUGUAGUGACAUUGAUCUUUGGUAAAAAUGCUAGCUUUCCAAUGCUUUGAAUGCACAUUAGACAUUCUUAUCAGGGUGUGAUCUAGUGUUGAAGCCUUUUGUUUUCCAUUUUUCUUUUAAGUUAUUUUAAAAGUUCUGACUUAAUUCUGUUAUCAUAAGGAAUUUAAUUCAUAAAGUUAUGUACCCAUUACUUAAAACAUAACUGCCAAAUGAUGUUUGUUCCUUGUUUGUAUGUGGUAAACCUACAAAGAACUGUGUGGUCAUCGCCUCCCUCCAAGCUAGUGGCUCUUCCCACUCCCUAAGUCCAGCCCCUUUCCUUCCCAAGUGGUGCUGGACAAAACUAAGUUUCCCUUUUACUUCUUGGGGAUGGAAAGAAAUAAGGACAGGAAGGAAUGAAUAGGAAUGUCAGAAACCUGGUGAAUUCAGAGUAAUCUUUCUUUUAAAAAAUAUUGAAAAAUACUACUUUAGGAUAGGAGUUUAGAAAAAGCACCAAAGCUUUCACUUUGGCGCCAGUUUCUAGCCACUUUUCCUCCCCCCAUCACAGCUGUCUUUUAUUGGUAAAAUCUAAUUGUAUGAUUAUGUCUGAAGUGCUUUACCCAGGAUUUUCCCUCUUUUUUGUUUAUUGAUUAGUAAAUUUUUAUUCCACAUUUUUAAAAAAUAAGAUUUUGACAAAUUUGACUUUCUGUUUGCCCCAGUAAAAUAAGAUCCAUAUAAAAUGGUAUUUGAAUGUGAGAGAUCGUGACAGGAGAUUUUUUUUCCAUUUCAUCUGUAUUUUACCUCCGUGGCUCCAACUUGUGGUUUUGUUUUGUUUUUCUGUUGAGAAUAAAAAAACUGAUAGUUUUUUUCUUGGAUGUGUGUUCCUUGAGAAGUAGGUUAUUCUUUAGAACUACACUACUGUUAUUGAUUCAGUGAUCUCUCUGGCAGUUUGGACUUUUUUUCCCCCUGUGGAAGCACCUGAGGAAACAGUACACUGACUGUUUUCUGCCAGCAGCUGUGGUGAUUUUUCUCCUCAUCCUUUGAGGGUUACCAGUCUGCUUCUGAGCCAUUGUCAUAUCCAGCAGAGAGCAGCUUAGUUCAAGAAGGACCAUAGAUGCUGCUCGGUAUCUCCUCCCUCCCUUCCAGCUUGCCAGAGACCUGACGAGACAGGAAACUGCCCAGCAAACCAGUGUUUGCCCAUGCACACUAUUUAAGAAAAAGUUCAACCCAGGUCUUGUAUCCUGUGAUUUAGCAGUUGAGUGAAUUCAGAGUUCACCAAAAUAAUAUUAACCUUGUAUCUGCACACUUGGAUAUAUUUUGGAGUAAUUUUAGGAGAUUUCUGGCUGACUUUUACUAUUAUCAGGGAUAUAGGUUUUGUAAAACUUUUAUCUUUCAAAAACGUUUGUAUGUGUUAUAAGAUACCACUUCAAGACUAUUGAAAAAAAAAUUAUGUCACAAAAGUGUGACUUGAUACUUCUCCAUAUAAAAGGCAAGGAAGGGUUCCUUGAGUAAAGAUUGGUGUAUAAUUGCUGUAAUAAAUAUGUUGCAUGAUUAUGUGGAGUACCUUGGAGUCGAAGUAAAGAACAAAGGAGUAUUGAGACUAUAGAAAGGGAAUAGUCACACUAAAAUUAAACCAGAAGAUAACUGGAUUCAAUUGUAAAAGUGUGCUGGCUGGCUCCAGAACUAAUGAGAAACAUCUGGCUUAUAAGAAAUGUUAAAGAGCUAUAGUCUUAAGUAAAAUGGGUGUUUUUGAUAGUUUUAGGGUAAACAACAGUGCAAAAAGCAUGUUUUUCUAUUUCAUGUUGGUUUUCUUUUCCUAUUUAUAUCUGGACUUGUUUUUUACUAAGAGCCAGAGGGAAAAGAUUUUCAGACUUCAUCUUUACCAUCCAUGAAAUCCAUCCAGAACCCAGGGCUUCUUUUGAACUACUGUUAAUGUGAUGUCACUUGUAUUGUGAAAACCACUCUUGGGUCCAUUUACUAUUAUUCUGCUGCCUACAAAAACAGCCAGGUGAAAGGUAGAUUUUGUGUGAGCCUUUGGAGAGGUUUUUCUGAACAAUAAUGUAAUACAGUACGCUAGCCAAAUCCAUCAAAAAGGACUUUGUUUAAGAAGUAGACUUGAAUUCUUGAAACAGUCUUGACAUGGGUAGGUUGUGAAAGCCCCUCUGGAGAGCAAGUGGAGCCAGUCCCCAGUUGGCUGACAGCGUCCCUGGAGCUGGUCUCUGGGGUGCUUGGUUGUUUAUUGCUGAGGAGGACUAGUGCUGAAACCGUACUAUGCAGCACAAUGGCUGGUGAACACAGAAGGAGGAGGUGAGGGAAAUUUUGUGCCACCAAAAUAGAUGUUGGUGCCCAUUCUCCGAAAUGACCUAACCCCUGACUCUAGGAAUUGGUUUUAGUUUCCAAAUGAUUUCUACGUUUGUACAGAUAGGAAAGUGGUAGGGUCAAAGUUUAUAUUGUGUUUGGAUCUCCUUGUGACCUCUUAAGCAAAAACAAAAUCCGUUUAAAGCUAUCAUUUGAGCCUGUCAAGUUCUUUUAGCAGAUGUCAUAAAUGCAUAUGUUGUGAAAUAAGAACACUGUUGCAUUUAUACUCAUUUAGUUCCGAUGUGGUGCAAUGAAAAGUGCUUUACAGGCCAGACAUAUCAUUACUUAUGGUAGCUCAUGCUUUAAAAUCUCAAGUGAUAUCUAUCUGUUUAAAUUCCAUUUUGGGAGGUUGAAAUGCAGAACAUUUCCUACCCCAGGAGAAAUGGAUUCAGACAUGUCUUGUCUCAACAAGAAAUUGAUUUUCUUUUUUAACAAUCUCAUUCUGUUGCCAAAUAUCACAGAAGUACUGGGGAGUUUAGUCACAUUUGGCUGUUGUGCUCUGAAAGAGCCAGGUUUGGAAUUUGUGGGGGUGGUCAAGGAGGGAGGUUCCAAAGAACCAGAGAAGUAUUGUCAAGUUACCUACCCUGAAUCCAGCAUCUUACUCAUGAGUUUCAGUAGCUGCUCUUUGCUCAUGCCUGUAUCCUACAUUUGCUAUUUGGGCAAACCAUUAUUUCUAUUAUUUAGCUUCCUUUAUUUUUACUUCACCCUUGACUGUGAACAAGUAAUAUUAGCAUUCCUUUUGUGUAUUCAAUAAUGGGGUUUGUUUACCUAUUUUAUUUCAGCAUAUUUUGAACAAAGAUCUUUGUCUCUUUCUGCUGGAAUGCGCACACAGUGAAAUGUUUGUUAGAACGACACACAAUAAAGAUACUGUUUUCCUUUUCUUGCCCUG